CAAUCUCAUUAAAAUAUGGAGAUUUUGCGAGUGGGAGUGUUCGAACCAAAUCCUCCUAACCCUAUUAAUUUCGAAUGUCGAUUUACGUGAAUUAAGUGGUGGAGAAAUCGGUAAAAAUGCCCCGUCUGGAGUGAACCGCGUUGGCGAAACGCCCCACGGCCCCCAUUCAGCCUCUAAAUUGACAAUGUUUGAUCGUAUAGAACGGAUAAACAAACCCCUUGACUGUCAGUGUUUGUUUUGUACCUGAGGAGGCUGUUCGACGGGUAGAAACGUCGUUUUUGCUAAAGAAAAGUUUCUGGUAACACGCCCGUUUGGAUUUCGCGAAGAAAACCGAGCGCUUUUAGAUCAGGAUUUGACGGAGGGGCCCCAAUUUGAAGCAGGUGUCCGAUUGCAAUGUGUGCCCCAUUCUAGUGGAUUUUGGUGCAAACCCGCGCGGACUUUUAGUGCCCCACAAUGAAUUCCCGGUUGCAUUUAGCCGGUUCCUUUCUGAACAAUUCGCUAGCAAUUCGCCAGGAGAUUCAGAGAUUUGAGAGCGUUCAUCCCUCGAUUUAUGCAAUCUACGAUUUGAUUGACUUGGUACCGGAUGGGGUGAUCGCUCAGCAGAUUCGGGACCACGUCGUCUGCAUUGAAGAUUCGUUUGUCAAUUCGCAAGAAUGGACUCUAUCGAGGGCAGUACCCGAUCUGCGGUUGGGCAUCGUGGGUUCCUUGAGUUCCGGCAAGUCGGCGUUGGUGCACCGCUACUUGACCGGUUCCUACAUGCAGGAGGAAUCGCCCGAAGGAGGCCGAUUCAAAAAGGAGAUCCUGGUGGAGAACCAAAGCUACUUGCUGCUGAUUAGGGAUGAAGGCGGACCGCCAGAGCUCCAGUUCACGGCCUGGGUGGAUGCAGUCAUUUUCGUCUUCAGCUUGGAGAACGAGUCGUCAUUUAGUGCAAUCUACAACUAUUACACGAAAAUGUCCCACUAUCGCAAUGCUGCGGAGAUUCCACUGAUCCUCGUUGGUACGCAAGAUGCGAUUAGCGAGAACAAUCCACGAGUAAUUGAUGACUCGAGGGCCCGGAAACUGGCCAACGAUCUCAAGCGCUGCUCCUACUACGAAACCUGUGCCACUUACGGAUUGAAUGUGGAGCGCGUUUUUCAGGACGCCUGCCAAAAAAUUGUCCAGCAACGUUUGGCUCAAUCAACCGUUUGUCUCACGCCGACCAAUUCGCGUCCAUCCACCCCCAACAGCCACUACCAUCCAGCUGCCGUGCAGCGCCAUCUUCAACCCAAUAACGGCAUCGUGCAAAUGGAUCGGCAAUCCUCUUUACACAUGUCGCCGGGCCAUCACACCCUGCCUCACAACAAGGAAUCGCAGGUGAUACAAGAGCUGCGCCAACACAUAGUACAAAAGCCGACACAUCAGACCAGCUCGCCAUCGGACAGGGACAGCAACAGCUACAAAUCGGGCGAGGAAGAGAGAAAAUGGAACUCGUCGUCCACCCUAGCCAGCAUCAAUUCGUCUCAAGGAGUUUUGGCUGUGACCACCGAGAACAAUAACGUUGCCAAGUUUGCGGCUCCUCAUUCGUUGGAUAAUCUCCAAAUUGCUCAACAGCAGAACACUGCAAAGGAACUGAAGGAUUUGCCCACGCCCAACUCAACGCCCACCACGUCGCGGAAGAAUAGGAGGCGAUCGAAUCUGUUCACCCCGUCAAAGAAUGACAAGCACAAAAAUGGGGGUGAUUUUGGCAGUGGGCGCGCCAUUCCUCUGAAGCAGGGUUACCUGUACAAAAAGUCCAGCAAACCUCUAAACAAAGAAUGGAAGAAGAAAUACGUGACGCUAUGUGAUGAUGGCAGGUUGACCUAUCACCCGAGCCUGCACGACUACAUGGACGACGUGCAUGGAAAGGAAAUCUCUUUACAGUAUGUGACUGUUAAAGUGCCCGGUCAGAAGCCACGCGGUUCUAAGUCAAUUGUCACCGUGUCCAGUCAGGGCUACGGCGGCUGCAGUUCUGCUCUGCAUGAGAACCUCGGCAGUUUAUCACUACUGAAUAAAGAUAAACGGCCCACGGAAAGGGUGCUAAUAUCGGCGUUCGAAACGGUGAAAGAUCCGAGCAGCAAAUUCGCGCAACAGAGUGGAGACGAGGGGAUGUCGUUGUCGAGCAGCAACUCGUUUCUCAAUGGGGAAAUUUGCAAGACUGAAACGCCCAACGUGAAGAAACGGCAUCGGCGAGUGAAAAGCAGCGGAGUGAAGAACUCUGAAUACGAUGACGCAGAUGUGUACGAGUUCUACAUAGUGUCGCUCGAAGGCAAGCAGUGGAAUUUCGACGCUUCUUCCGUUGAGGAAAGAGACGAAUGGGUGGCCGCCAUCGAGCAGCAAAUACUCAAUUCCCUCCAACUCAACGAGUCCUCAAAGGCCAAGAGCAAUCCCAACGAGUUGGCCUCAAUACAAGCAAUUAAAAGCAGGGUACCUGGCAAUGGAUUUUGUGUGGAUUGUGAUUCCCCAAAUCCCGACUGGGCUAGUUUAAAUUUAGGCGUCCUAAUGUGCAUAGAAUGUUCGGGGAUUCAUCGGAACUUGGGGUCGCACAUUUCUAGGGUGCGUUCCUUGGACUUGGACGAGUGGCCGCCGGGCAAUCAAAGCGUGAUGUUGACGAUAGGAAACACGUUGGCGAACUCGGUGUGGGAAUCUCAGGUGCACAACCGAACCAAACCCACCCCCACGUCUAGUCGAGAGGAAAAGGAACGAUGGAUACGAGCCAAAUACGAGCACAAAGAGUUCCUACCAGCGCCCAACAAUACGAUGCCUUUAGGGCAGCAACUGAUCGACUCGGUGUGCGCCUCGAACGUUAAAAGCAUCGUGCAUGUGUUGGCCUUAGCCAAUACGCAACAAGUCAAUACAACGGUGGGCCCCCGCGACUUGAGAACGCCCCUGCACUUGGCUUGCGCUAUGGGAAAUCUGUCCAUUGCCCAGCUACUCAUUUGGCAUCAUGCCGAUGUGAAAGCGGUGGAUCAGGAUGGCAGGACCUGUCUGGCUUAUGCUAGAGCUGCCGCCAGCAAAGCAGCAGCUAAGUGUUCAGCGUCAAAAAGCAUCAAUCUGGAUGCUUCAGCGACAAACAGCAAACACCUGGUGGAGUUGCUGCUUGGCUACGGAUGUCCAGAGAUGGCAACGGUCGCGAUUAGUGGCACCAUCCCAAGGCGACGAGGAAGCCAAACUCAGCAGCAAUACGAAAAGCUUCCAUCGAGUAUUAUUUAGCAAUUAGAGCCAUUCAAUUUCGAUCCGUGUUAAAUCGGAAUCACCGGCUAAAGUGGCUGUUCGGAAUCAAUCGAGCCACUACUUGUGACUGAGUAGAUUUAAACCGUGUAUUUGGAUGUUUUGGGCCGUUGAAUUGUAACAAGUUGUCUGAAUAUGCAUCAUGUACAAUCAGUCAAGACUAUGAUUAUUAUUCUAUGUUAAUACUCAUCGAUAAUCGUUGUUGUUAUGGCACUUUUAUACUUAAACAAGGGCUCGCUCGGUUUCGUUGCACUUGCCACUCGAAAGUGCUACGGAACUGGAAUGCGGUCCAGACAAAAUGCACUUUUCACCCGAUGUGUGUUGCAUCUUCUAGUGGCAUUAAAUGUGAUUUUACGGAUUUUUUUGCGCCCAAUCAACAUUGUAUUUAUUUAUUUGGCUGCUGGUCAACUAUCUCUGUCCAUUCACAUUCAGUUGUUUGUAUACGGGCUGUCUCAUAAGUAACGGUAAAAAAAUUUAAUCGGGUGGAUUUCCGCGGUCAAAAACAUGUGAGUUAGGACAACUUACCGUAGAAGAAAAGUCAACGGAAACAGGAAUACAACUCACCUGGAAGUUUUUUCUUUGGGGCGUCAUUUGGAAACCUAAUGGGUUUGUGAAUGCAGUUUCUAUUGAACUAGCCGAAUUGAAAAAUUUGUAGGACGUAACUAUCAAUACAUUGGUACUCUCUGUAUAGAUUGUUGAUAAUAAUAAUUAUUAGGUAUUUGUCUUAUUACAAUAUGAACCUCAAAUCUAAGGUGCUGUGCUGACCUCGACUCAUGAAAUUUUGGGAAAAAACCAAACAUUUCACGUACCAGUUGUUUGACUGCUUUCGGCCUAAGGAGCUUCCCAAUUAUGCAAAUUUACGGUUUUUGGGACAUUUCGAAAGAUUUUCUUUCAAAACCUUUACCUCCAGUAAUACCUAUGAAAUAUUGGACAAAACCCAACAUUUUUACAUGCUAGUUUGUUGCCUGCUUUCGGUCUAAGGAGCUUCCCAAUUAUGAAAGAUCACGGGUUUUUAAGCAUUUGGAGAGAUUUUAGUUUUUUCCUAAACAUCGACCUCAACUGAUGAAAUUUGGGGAAACACAAAAAUUUCACAAGCGAGCUUUUUAACUGCUUUUGACCUAAUGAGCUUCCCAAUUAUGCAAAUUUUCGAUUCUUGGGGCAUUUGGAGAGAUUUAAUUUGUUUUACAAAACAUCGACCUCCACUAAAGAAAUUUUGGGCAAAAAACCAAAAAUUUCACAUACGAGUUUUUUAAUCCUAUUGACUUAAAGAGCUUCUUAGUUAUGAAAAUUCACGGUUUUUGAGGCGUUUGGAGAGAUUUUUUUUUCCUAAACAUCGACCUCAACUGAUUGACUGAAAUUUUAGAUUAAAAAGCAAACAUUUCACGUGCGAUCUUUUUAACUGAUUUUGACCUGAGGAGCAAAUGGGAGCUUUCUAAUUCUAAUUAUUUAUGGUUCUUGGGGCAUUUGGAGAGAUUUAAUUUAUUUUACAAAACGAUCUCCAUUCAUGAAAAUUUGGGCAAAAAUACAAAAAUUUCAGAUAAUUAUAAAACUUUAUUUAACGAAACCGUUUUUAAAAAGCUUUAUUUAAUUUUAACAGCGAAUAAGCUUACUACUUAAUUCCACAAGGUGGUUACAAAGAAUGAAUGAAUUAUGUAUAACAACCAAAUGAAGUAAACGCAACUGCUGACACGUCAAAUGCUGAUGCCUGGUGUCUUCUUGGUAUUCUGCUGAUGCCUGGUGUCUUCUCGGUACUCUGGUUGCAGAGUCAGUUGUUAUGGCUAUGUAACUAGAUGCGAGUUUUUUUACUGCUUUCGACUUAGGAGCUUUCCAUUGCAUGUUUAUUUAUUUAUUUUAUUGCCUGUUGACAAUGACGCAGUGAAUGGACAAAUAGACAAAAAUAAAACAAGAAUAGACAGUUGAAAAAGCGCACUUUUCACAACUAUUUUCAAUCCUGGAAAAAGUCAGAUAUUUCCGCUUCCUUAGACUUUUCUUCUGAUGCACGUUGUGAUGAAUCUCAUCAUUUUACCGCAGAAAUCUGCCACUAAAUAUUUUACCAUUACUUUAAAGGGACACCCUGUAUAAUUUCGCCAAAGAUGUUCUAUGUAUGUAUUAUUGUUUUGUGUAAAUACUCGCCAAAUUUGUGUACAGAAAUUUAUAUAUGUUGUUCUCCUCGAAGUAAAAUGCAGUACAAAA
Molecule: messenger RNA, 5439 nt
Organism: Dendroctonus ponderosae (mountain pine beetle)
Lineage: Eukaryota; Metazoa; Arthropoda; Insecta; Coleoptera; Curculionidae
Product: centaurin-gamma-1A
Exons: 16
Coding region: 454-3228 (924 amino acids)
Cellular component (GO): nucleus
Molecular function (GO): GTPase activator activity; GTPase activity; GTP binding
Source: RefSeq, a predicted model, not a curated record